Messenger RNA from Emiliania huxleyi CCMP1516, 1286 nucleotides. RefSeq lists its product as hypothetical. The annotation marks the transcript as partial. The record is from RefSeq and is a predicted model, not a curated record. Lineage: Eukaryota; Haptophyta; Isochrysidales; Noelaerhabdaceae. The transcript has 3 exons.
UCGUAAAGAAGCCUGCCUUGCCGUGCCCGGCCGGUAGAGAGAUGCCUUGCCGUAGCUUCGCCCACUCGCCGCCUCUCCCACUCGCUCGACCGCAGGCCAAAAACGCCCUCGCCAACCUCCUCGCCGCUCAGCCCGAGGCGGGUAUCGCAAAGAAGAAGGACGUUGUCGCGUUCGAGCGGCUGCUGACGGAGGUGGCCAAGCGCGCCGCCGAGGCGGAUCAGGCACAGACGCUGCUCUCCGACAAGGUCUUCGACAACCUCUUCACCUACCUCUCCGACAACGUGACGCUGUGGGCGCCCUCGGAGAGCGCCAAGGCGCUCGAUCCGGACGAUGGCCUCCUCUACAGCACGCUCGACGUCCUCCUCAGCGCAUCGGACUCGCUGCCCGUCCCUCUGGCCGAGGCGUGUGUAGAGCAUCUGCACUCGCUGGCGCGCACCUCGCACGCCGCUCCGGACCGCCACGUCGGCGCUCGCUGCUCUCACCUCACGCCUCCCCCGUCGACACAGGUCGACAUCGUCAUGUCCACCGACCUGCACCCGGAGGCGCAGGAGCUGUCGGCCGACCUGAUCAACCAUGCCAUGCGCGAACAGACCAAGGCGUGCAAGGCCAAGUUCCACGCCGACGCGGGCGAAGACUCCUCGUGCGCCGCGCUGCUUCAGGGAGCGGAGGGGGUGCUGAUGCGCGCCGCCUCGCUCGGUCUGCAGCUUCGGCUCGUCGACCUUCUCGUCAGUCUUGGCAAGCGGGCGCGAGACGUCAUCGGUGGGCUCUUUGGCUCGCAGUUCGCCCUCGGCCACGGCCCUGAGUUUGUGCAGACCGCCUUCCGCUGUCUGAGCGCCUUCAACGCUGCUCACUCGACGGCGGUCACUCCCGUCACGGCGCGCAUCUCGUCAGCGUUCGGCUGCCGCAUCAAGGGCGCCAGCGGCGGGGCGUCGUGCGAGGUUUUCUUUGGCAAUCGAGGCGCGAUCGAAGUCUUGGCGCAGGAGGGAGGGCCACUCUUCGAGGCGCAGCAGGCGCAGCACGGCCCGCCCCUCAAGUUCCGCCUGAGCGGCGUGGCGUUCGAUCAGCCAGGCACGCUCACGCUGAAUGUGGACAUGGCCAAGGUGAGGGACCUGUUUGACGAUCGCGCCGCCAACGGCACACUGCGGCUCGUCCUCUCCGGGGCGGACGCGGAGCGCCUGCGGUCACGCGUGCUGCCGGUGCUCCCGGCCAAGCUGCUAACCGAAACUGCCGGUGGAGAGCCCAAGGCGAAGCCGCGGCAAUCGCUUCCGUCUCGCGCAAAGAAGGAC